Messenger RNA from Lytechinus pictus (painted urchin), 3780 nucleotides. Its product is annotated as monocarboxylate transporter 7-like. Lineage: Eukaryota; Metazoa; Echinodermata; Echinoidea; Temnopleuroida; Toxopneustidae. Gene Ontology annotation, cellular component: membrane. The record is from RefSeq and is a predicted model, not a curated record. Gene Ontology annotation, molecular function: monocarboxylic acid transmembrane transporter activity. Gene Ontology annotation, biological process: transmembrane transport. The coding region runs from base 172 to 1617 and encodes 481 amino acids. The transcript has 4 exons.
AUUCAUGGCAGUACGGUCAAGAGAGAUUCUUUGACCAUAAGCUAAGCCGCAUUUACCCGAACAGCGCUAUGUGUUAUAACAGAGAAUUCUCACUUUACACUUCCCUGGUUUUAACAUUAAAGAAAGUGUAGUGUGCGCACAGGAAGAAAUGAUUCUGGAUCGAGUUUGAAAAUGGCCAAAACCAACUGUGCUGCCGAGUCCUGGGGAUAUUUGAUUGUUCUUAGCAAGUUCGUGAUCCUUUUUGUUGAGACUGGAAUAGCGAAAUCAUUCGGUGUUCUGAUUCCUUCCAUGGUGGACCGUCUGGAGAGUAACUAUGCGACGGUCGGAUUGAUAUGUAGCUUGCCUCCUACGUUUAUGUAUCUCCUUAGCCUUUUGGUAACAUUCAUCCUUCAAAGAGUCAAUCAUCGCUUUGUCGCUAUGUCAGGAGGUCUAAUGUGUGGGUUGAGUUUGAUUACCUGUGCUUUCUUUAAAACCACUGUUACUGUUGGUGUCUGCCUCGCUCUCUCAGGUGUUGGAUUGGCAAUGGCCAACAUGCCCUCCGUCCUCGCUGUGAACGAUUAUUUUAGAGAAGAUUUUGUCUUCUGGAGUACAGUUGCGAGUUACGGCUACGCAGCUGGGUCCAUGCUGCUUCCUAUUGUUAUUGAAAGGUCACUCCAAGCCUAUGGUUAUGAGGGGGCAUUCCUAAUUCUAGGCGGUAUUGCCCUUCACCUUGUCGUGUGUGGAGCAACCAUUCGAGGGAGAGCAAGUAAUGGUGAUACUAAUGCCAAUGAAGGCAACAACAGUCGUGAUGAAGUGAAGAAGAGACGCGUAAAUGGUUAUCAGGAAAGGCUGUCAUCAGAAGGUACGGAUGUGGUUCGUCAACGGAAUCAGGAGUGCGAAAAGGAAGUCUUAAAGUGGACGAGGAUGGAGGAGGAGGAGGAAGGGGAACAGGAAGAUGAUAUAUGUGAAGAAACUUUCCUCGACAAAAGACGUUUGAUUCACAAGGAGACACAAAGAAAUCGUGAAAACGCAAAAUUAAGUGACUCUCCGGGUGUGACUUGUGGACUGCUCAAGGAACGAAUCUUUCUCAUUUCUAUCCCGAUUCCUUUCUUGUUAUGUUACGUGAUAUAUGCGUGGAUGCUGUUUUUGGUUCCACAUGCUGAACAUCUAGGCAUCUCUCCUUCCACCGCCAUCUACCUCUCCACGAUAGGCGGGAUAGCUGGCAUUCUAGGUAGGACUAUCUUUAUCACCCUCAUCCGCAAAGGCUUCAGUGACCUCAACGUUUACAUCGUCGUCGGUUUAAUCUGCACGGGGUCUUUCUUGUUGGAUUUCGUCGGUUCUGCUUAUCCGGUCCGGGCCAUCCUGGCAUUUUUCCAAGGGUUCUGUUUCUUCAUCGAGGAAUCUGUGUAUAGCAGCUUAUCCAAGGUCGCGAUAUUCGACGAAAAUAAUUUCGCCAUGGCCUUGGCGACUUUGAACGUCGUCGGUGGACUUGGAGUAUCCAGUGCAGGAUUAUUUACAGGGUACAUAUAUGACGUCACUCAGUCAUUUACGACAGUCUUCAUCAUCAUGGGUGUCAUCCACGGCGUUGCUGUCAUCAAUCUCCUCAUCGUGGUUAUUUUAAUCAAAAGGCGGCGAUGAUUUGAUUUUAAUUUAUUUUUUACACUUUUUUUUCAUUUAUAAUUCAUAAUAAUAGAUACAUGAGAUACAAUAUAAAGCUGAAAGGGUGAACCUGUCUAGAAACAUAUUAAAGUAUUCAAUGACUAAUUAUAAUAAGUUAUAAAAUAAGUUUUUCCAAACAUAAAAGUUUUGAUGUCUUGAUUAUUCAUAUAUUCAUUUGAAUUGGGUUUUUCAGUACAUCCACAAAAACAACAAUGCGUCCAUUAGCGACUGGUAUUUCACAGUUGGCCAAGAACAUUAAUAUAACUAAUACAAUAAACAAAUUGAAUUAAAUUGAAUUGAAUUGAAUUUAAUUGAAUUUAAUUCCAUAACAACAUGCUAAUGCGUUCAUGGCAAAGAUGCAACAAAUACCUUCAUAAAGUGUUCAUUGUGUGCUAUUUUAGUCACCUGGUCUCAUGCAAUUUUGCAUCCUGCUAUGUAAGGCAUGUUUACAUAAUAUCUUAAUUUGAAAUCUGCCUAUCAUAAUUAAAGAAAUGAAAGGUCAUUUUACCAAAAUUGCCCAUGAGGUAACUCCGAACUGGUCUAUUCUGGAACUCUCUACCUUCCCAAGUACAAGUAGCAAUCUCAAUAGCCAAUUUCAAGAAAUCUAUCAAGACCUAUCUAUUUUCAAUGUUGUAAUAUUGAUGUCGUAGUUUAAUAAUGUAGUGUAGUUUAAUUAAAUAGCAUGAUACCUUGUAAUGAUAAGUAUACUAAAUGUUAGCAUAUAAUGCAAAAUAACUGUAAUUUAAUAAUUCUUCUCAUUAAUAAUCUAAAGCGCUUAGAGAUUUCGAUAUUAAGCAUUAUUUACAAUUAUGUUAUUAUUAUUAUUAUUAUUAUCAUCAUUCACCAUUGUUAUUACUAUUAUCAUGGGUGUCGAUCACGGGGGGGGGGGGGGAUGGGGGGAUAUAUCCCCCCCAAUAUUUCAAGUGGGGGGGAUGGCCUGUAUUAUCAUCCCCCCCAAUAAUUCAGGGUAGAAAAAUUGUAAUAAUGAUGAUGAAAAAAUGAAAAGUUUGAUAAUGAUGAUUAUAGUGAUGAUUAUAGUAUGCCAUCAAUCAGUUUGUUUCCCUUGCAAUUUGUGUAUAUUGUUAUUAAAUAAAAACAUUCUUUUCCAGGGCUUUUAAACAGAUGGGUGGAGGUUCAAGAUGAAAAAGAAUUAAAUGUUUAUCUACCGGUAUAUGAUAUUUUUUAAACACAUGAUAUAAAAGGACCCCGAUGAAAAAAAACUUUUGUUGAUAGGGUGUUCCAUCCCACCAGUGGUGAAUAAAUUAAUUUAAAGAAAUCAAUUAAUUCAAAAGGGUGGAAAAAUACACGGGUGGAAAAGGGUGGCAAGAUAAACAGGGAAACCUCCAUGGAUGUAAAUCCUAGAGGGGUAGAUCUUGAAAAAGUAGAAACAACUUUUCUCAGAUUUACCCCUCCCCACAUCCAAGUGCAUGAUGUUUGUUCCAUUUAAUCUACAACCCUUUUGAAUAUUAAACAUUUUAUCAUGUGACCCCAUCAGAUACCUCUCAUGAAAUUAUUGAGGUUCAGUAAGCUCAAUAUAAUAUGAUCAUAUUUUUACAAUUUUUUGAUAAGUGAAAUCAAUUAAUGGUUUCAGAAAGAAUAAUCAUUCAUUUCUCUGUAAAGCGUAUCUUCGGAUAUGAACAUCGGAGGGUUUUUUUCCAUGUUAUUCUUGUUAUUGUUAUGGACUUGCAUAACUAAACUUGGUUGAUUUUUUCUUAUUUUGGCAAAAAGAUAUUUUUUUUUAGUUUGGAAAGGGAUGACAGUUUUGCAUUCUAUAUGAGCACACUCAUGCGGUAUAUUAAUUUAAUUUUAACACAUUAUAUUAGCUGAUAUUACACACUGAUGAUUCAAGAAGAUGUUGGAGAAAUAUCAUAACAUGACAGUUGAGUUUUGAUUGUUUUUAUGUUUGUUUUGUUUCAUGCACUUAUAAAAUAUUUAAAACGUGUUAAAAUCCAGGGUUAAAAUCGUCUGACGGUAAGCCCGAUGGCGCACGAGAAGCCACACAGUUUGUAAUUUGUGCUAGUCUUAAUUUGUCCGAAUCUGCAUUUUAUCAUCAUGCAUUAAGAAGACAAAAGAUAUUGCCAGUCGGGUUAGAUUUAAGAGAGAAGUUGUAUACAUCAUGCUCAAUAAACUGAUCACUUUGUA